Molecule: messenger RNA, 432 nt
Organism: Ostertagia ostertagi
Lineage: Eukaryota; Metazoa; Nematoda; Chromadorea; Rhabditida; Trichostrongylidae
Source: the annotation of a GenBank genome assembly
AUGGGAUGCUCAUAGCCAACGACGUCGAUAAAAAACGAUGUUAUAUGUUGAUUCAUCAGACAUUGAAGAGAUUCCAUACAUCCAAUUGCGUCGUUAUUUGUGAAGAUGCUGCUCGAAUGCCUGUUCUGAAGGGAAAAGAUGACGUGCCGUUAAAAUUCGACCGCAUACUCUGUGAUGUAAUCUGUAGUGGAGACGGAACUUUAAGAAAAAACCCAGAGAUUUGGGGAAAAUGGACUCCACAAGACGGAUUAGGGCUACAUCGUAUGCAGCUUUCAAUUGCGAGACGUGGAGCUGCCAUGUUGAAAGUCGGUGGUCGAUUGGUCUAUUCUACGUGCUCUAUGAAUCCCAUAGAGGAUGAAGCGGUUUUUGAUCGAGAGAUGAAUUUGUACGGGAAGCCGUCCGAUGUACCGGAACCACUGCGAAAGAUGAUAU